Leptopilina boulardi is the source of this 2198-nucleotide messenger RNA. RefSeq lists its product as uncharacterized. Lineage: Eukaryota; Metazoa; Arthropoda; Insecta; Hymenoptera; Figitidae. The transcript has 7 exons. The record is from RefSeq and is a predicted model, not a curated record. The coding region runs from base 95 to 2074 and encodes 659 amino acids.
ACUCAACAUGUGAACUAGUCCUUUACGACCUUUACCAACACGUGCGAGAUGAAGUAGUUGAAUAAGUUUAUAAUUUUCAAGUAUAUUAAAAAUAAUGACAAUGUGUUUAAAUCUAUUAUAUAGAACGUUGUAUUUUAAUAAUAUAAAUAUAUUAAAACAUUCUUACAUCUCUUGUUAUAAUGAAACAAAACCUUUUUAUACUUACCAAAGAAACAAGAGUACAUAUUCAAGUGUUGCUUUUAACAGUAAACAAUAUCGUGAUUUCGAAGAUAUAAACUAUGACAAUUUAAAAGGAUAUAAGGCAUUGCGAAGAAAAAUGAUUGAAACUGGAAAAUACAACACUUUUACACAAAAAGGAAUUUAUAAUAAAAACGAAAAAAAAUCAGUUGAUUUCAAAUUAAUAGAUGUUAUAAAACGAGAAAGUUGGGAACAAUAUUCAAUUUCUGAAUGUGUUGAAAAAUUUCAAAUUCUCUCUAAUAAUGCCUUAAUAAACAAUGACAUUUUAUUUAAAGAAAUUUAUAUCCAUAUUAUUUUAACAUUAAUAUCAAAAAUAGUUAAUUUUAGUGAUAAUGAAUUAUUUACAUUGUUAAAAUGUUUGGAAUUAUGGCCAAAAAUUUCUGACACAAGAAAUUCAAUUGUACGUAAUCUUUUGAUAACAAUAGACAAUGAAUUAAUUAAACGCUCAAAAUUAUGGUCUAACAAAAAGACAAUGAUGUAUUGUGGUACUGUUUGCAAUUUAUGUAAUUUUUAUUCUAAUUUUGUAACAAUUUCUUUACAAAAAUUAACCUCAGAUUGUUCAAAAUUAAGUUCAAAAGAAAUUAUUCAUAUAAUGUGUAUUCUUUAUGUUUAUUCAUUGCCAAAAGAAAAAUUUUUACAUUUGGAAUAUUGCGUUAACAAUUAUUUCAAUAAUUACGAAAUAUCAGAAUUGCAAAUAAUUUGUUUAGCCUUUUUUACCUCACAAAUGGAAAUCACCAAUAAAGAUUUGAUAAAAAAAUUUUUAAGGAAAUUUAUAAAUAAUGUAAAUUAUUUUAGUGACAAUGAUCUAAGUGCAUUUUGUAAAUUAUUCCGAUACAAUUUUAAUUCAAAGCCUGAAUUCCUUGAAUUAUACGAACAAUUAUUUGAAAGUUUAAUUCCAAUAGUUCCACGAGUAAAUACUUUAGUUUUGACACAAAUUUCACAUUUAAAGGCUAAAACUAUGAUUUAUAAUUCUGUUUUAAUGUCUGCUAUUAUAAAAAGAUGUGAAGAGUGUUUAACAACUUCAAGAAUAAAAGACAUUGAAAGAGUUAUUUUUCUUUUAACAACUUUUAAUUAUCCUUCACAUGAAGCUAUUUAUAGUCUAAUUAUCAAAGAACUUAGGAGUUCACAAAGAAGAGAAGAAAAGAAAAAUUUUACAAAAGAAUAUGGAUUUGCACUAAGGCAUUUGAGUACAGUAAAUAUCUAUCCAUUGGAUUUAAUUUCAAAUGUUAUGGAGAAAAAACACGAGAUAUUACCAUUUGAAAAGGAGUCCAGGAAUAUGGGAAUAGAAAAUUACGUUUUGGAUCGAAGUUUAAGAAUAGAAUGUCCCGAUUAUAUUGGUCAAGAACUAGACAACAAAAUUUCUAAAUUUAUGUUAAAUAAGUAUAAUGACAUGCAAAAUGACAGUACUUUUGCAAAUAGGACCAAUCAACAAAUUCUUCAAAUUGUUAAUAAGAUAUAUGAGAAAGACGUUGCUUCUCUUUACAGGAUAUUACCCCAUUUUACACAAAACAAUAUUGUACUUUGCUUUGAUCAUGAUUAUAAUGCAAUUUCAGCUUUGCCAAUGUUAAAAAAUGUAGACAGUGACAUUAAAUGGAUACCAAUUGAAUUAAAAAGAAAAUAUCAUUGGGUAGCCAUUCUUUUGGCAGUGGAAACUGUUAUUAUCAGAAAUACAAAAAACUUCACUGGAUAUCUUUGUGCAAACGUGAGACAAUUAGAAAAAAUUGGAUACAUACCAAUUGUAAUACCGUGCUUCGAAUGGAAGUGUAACAAUCAGGAAAGAAAGGAAUAUUUAAAGGAGAGAAUAUUGAAUUCUAUUAAUUUAAAAACAAAAAAAUGAUAUUUUUCAAAACAUACUUUUGAUAUUUACAUUAUUUUAUUUAACAAUUGUAUAUAAUUCUAAUAAUUUAUAAAAUAUUUCUUUUUAUAAAAGAAGUCAAUAAAUGCUUAGCUAUAAAUUGUAA